AGACGAUAGAAUUCGGCCGAUUUCGAAUACCUACGCAAACGGCAGAAGACACAGAACCUUCUGGAUUCCAGAUCUCCUCGAAACCCUAACCCCUCGAACUUCUAGAACCUCCAUGGACGGCCUCGCGGCGCCCUCACCCUCCCACUCCGGCGCCACGUCGGGCGGCGGCGCCUCCCACCGCAAGCGGAAGCUUCCGCCACCAUCCCUCUCUGACGCCACCGCCGACGAGGACGACGACACCACGGCGCCGUCGUCCCCCGCCACCUCCCUAUCCUCGCCUUCCCGCCCGUCGUCUCCGUCCUCCUCCCAUUCUGACGAGGAUGACGACGACUCCCUUACCACCUUCACCGCCGCUCGCCUCGAUGCCGCACCUGCAUCCUCAUCCGGCAGGCCUCCGAAGCCCGACUCGUCGUCCGCAUCUGCCGUCACAGCGGCGGCUCCUAAGCCCGAUGCCGCGUCCGCGGCGGCUGGAGACGGGAAGGAGGACUCCAAGGGGCUGUUCACGGACAAUAUCCAGACUAGUGGCGCUUACAGCGCCCGCGAGGAGGGUCUCAAGCGUGAGGAAGAUACAGGGAAGCUGAAAUUUCUCUGUUAUUCUAACGAUGGAGUCGACGAACAUAUGAUCUGGUUGGUAGGUUUGAAGAAUAUCUUUGCACGGCAGCUCCCUAAUAUGCCCAAGGAGUAUAUAGUCCGACUUGUUAUGGAUAGAACUCACAAGUCAAUGAUGGUUAUCAGGAAUAAUAAUGUUGUAGGAGGCAUUACUUACCGCCCUUAUGCAAGCCAGAGGUUCGGAGAAAUAGCAUUUUGUGCAAUUACAGCUGAUGAACAAGUUAAAGGCUACGGAACAAGGCUAAUGAAUCAUCUGAAGCAACAUGCCCGAGAUGCUGAUGGCCUCACUCAUUUCUUAACUUAUGCAGAUAACAAUGCUGUUGGUUAUUUUGUAAAGCAGGGUUUCACAAAGGAGAUCACAUUCGACAAAGAAAGAUGGCAGGGGUACAUCAAGGACUAUGAUGGAGGAAUACUGAUGGAGUGCAAAAUUGAUCAAAAGCUUCCGUAUGUUGAUCUAGCAACAAUGAUUCGGCGCCAAAGACAGGCAAUUGAUGAGAAGAUCAGAGAGCUUUCUAACUGCCAUAUUGUUUAUUCAGGAAUUGAUUUUCAAAAGAAAGAAGCUGGUAUUCCAAGAAGACUGAUGAAACCAGAAGAUAUCCCUGGGUUGAGUAAGUAAUAUUCUGUCCAGAUCAUUUUUCCUUUGCUCGCGCCCUAUACCUAUGUGUUCUGAUAGUCCUGUCUAUCCUGAACACCAUAUGU
This is a messenger RNA of Triticum urartu, 1308 nucleotides long. The record is from RefSeq and is a predicted model, not a curated record. NCBI's taxonomy places the organism in Eukaryota, Viridiplantae, Streptophyta, Magnoliopsida, Poales, Poaceae.